Molecule: messenger RNA, 2121 nt
Organism: Formica exsecta
Lineage: Eukaryota; Metazoa; Arthropoda; Insecta; Hymenoptera; Formicidae
Exons: 6
Coding region: 351-1733 (460 amino acids)
Biological process (GO): regulation of synaptic transmission, glutamatergic; G protein-coupled glutamate receptor signaling pathway
Cellular component (GO): membrane
Molecular function (GO): group II metabotropic glutamate receptor activity
Source: RefSeq, a predicted model, not a curated record
UGUACAGCCAAAACAUCCCUAACACAAAUUUUAUUCGUUUGCGAAGACAGUUAAUGUUAGAUAAGACGUUUGUUGAUAAGACACAACUCACGCGUGACGUGAAAAAUAAAAUAAUCGACGGCUCUAAAGGAUUGAUCAGCCUCUGGUGUCGUUUAAUUACGAGUAUGAUUACAGACGCAGCCGGUGAAGCCUGACUCGCGGAUGCGUGACUGCAAGGAUGCGCGCACGCAGGAGACGGUGCGUGAUAUCCCGGUGACGAGGACGAUCAGAAUUACACCACGUACACGCGCGCGAGCAGGCACGCACGAAUCCACGCACACGUACACGCGAGAGAUCAGAGACAACCGCCGAUGAGGCUGGGCCCGAUCAUCCUGUCGUGGGCCACGGCCACGGUCAGCUGGCCGGGCCUGACGGCGGCCCGAACCCCGCGUUCCCGGGACUACGAGCUCUCGACGGAGUUCUUCCUGGUGCCGUCCGAGACCGGGCAGCAUGGCCUGGCGAGCGUGGCGAGCGUCAUCAGCGUGCCGGCUCCCAAUCGGACGGUGACCGUCUUUAGGUCACCCCCGCCGGGCAUCAGGAAGAGCCAGGAAGUGGAGAUGCGACCGACCCCGAAGUCCCUGCUGAAGCAACGACCCUGGGCACUGCCCCUCGCCGCGCUGAGCGCGGCGUCGAUGCUCCUCAUGGCCAGUUUCGAGGUCUUUGUAUUGUUCAAGGCCAGAUCGACGGCUCCGAACAGACGACAUUUGUUUCUGGGACAGACGCUACUUCUGGGCCUCUUUCUUUUGGCGGGCCUUUCGGCUGCAGCUUCCCUCAGCCAAAAUCCACUGUCCUGCGCCGCUUUCCGGUUAGUGGGUCUGCCUGCCGCCCUCGUGUUCGCCGCCCUGCUGGUCAAAUGCGUCUUCCUGCUCUCGUUGAACAGCGGUGUCUAUCUGCCGGCGCCUUAUCAGGCGCUGGUGCUGGUGUUCGCAGUGUUGGUGCAGGUGGCCAUUGUCGGGCAAUGGUUUUACGGCGAACCACCUGCGGUGAUCCAGGUGCAGCAACAGCAGCAAACGGGCCAAAGCUCGUCCACCUCCUGCAAGACUCCACUCGGACAGAUAGUGGCUUCCCUCGGGUAUCCCGGAGCGCUGUUGGUGGCAGUAGCUUGUCUGGCUGUCCGGGCACGAGGUGUCCGGGACAAUAAUCGGGAGGCAGCUUUCAUCGGUCUGGCGGUCGGCCUCUCGUUGCCGAUUUGGGUCUCCAGCGGGAUCGGUUCGCUCGCUGCCGGCAGCGAGGACGAUCGAGAGGCCUGGCUGGCCUACGGCCUCCUGGCCACGUCGCUCUUCGUCUUCCUCACGAUGUUCCUGCCGAAGGGACGCCAACUGGCCGCCCUGGGUCGCGAGGGUCCCGCAGCUGUCAUUCGCGACCGCGACGAUGCCCUUAGCUCCCUUCCCGGCAGCGGCUACUCACCCUCCUUCUUUCACUUCAAGCCCGCGGAGACGUCUUUGAAGAGGAAGAUGCAUUAUCACAGUGCCGAUCGAGUCGCGCUGGUCUCGUCCGGGAUACCCGGAUGCAGCGCCUGCAGGCACGGAGGAAGUCCAAUAUACUCGGACGAUGUACAUGGACCGAUGGAGACGUUUGUCUUGCCACCUGGUAUGUACUUGAGGCCAGAGGAUGCCGGAAAUCUCUACACGACCUUGUCGGCCAAUCCCAAUGUGUUCUUCCAGAGAGCAGCUCAUCCCGGAAUGAUGUACUGAUAAGGCGAAUCUUAUUAUCGAUGACAAUAAGUCUCGUUUUUUUGUAGAUUGCGAUGUGACAAACUAUUAUUGUUUUCUCGUUGCUCUGUAAAUAAUUCAUUACAAUAUAUAUCAUUAUUCCACUUGAGCGUCUAAAGAAAGAAAGAAAAAAAUCUUGAAGCGAUAAAUCCUUUAUAUAAGUUUUUGUAAUACAGAUGAUUAUCGCCAAAAUUAAUGGACAUAUUCAUCGCGAGUAAUUAGUGAGUCUAAUGUUGUAAAUCACUGAUGCAAAAAGCUGGAAAUGUAUGCGUUACUUCCAGACCAAUGUAAUAAACAUACGUAUGAUACAUUUUUUAUACAAGAUCUACCUGCCUUUUCAAUACUUGCCGUUGAUAUUUUUAACGACAUG